AAGAAUUCGGUGAAUUGUACCUCAUCACUACUUUGAAGCAUUUCUUUAUACCCUCUUACAAAACCAUUAUCACAAAGAAAUUCACUAAUGGCUUUCUUUGGAACCACCUUGGCAACCACUAUGCUUCUUUUCGCAUUUCUAGUCAUUGCCUCCGCUACUGACUACGGAUAUGGAUAUGGUCCAACACCAGAGUUUGAGAAUUUUGAAUCCAAAACCAAUUACAAACCACAACCUACAAAACCAGAUUAUACAGCUGAACUCAAAAUUGAUUACAAAUCACAACCUACAAAACCAGAUUAUUCAGUAUCCGAACCCAAAACCGAUUACAAACCACAGCCUACAAAACCAGAUUAUGCAGUGCCCAAACCCAACACUGAUUACAAUCCACACCUUACAAAACCAGAUUACUCAGUGCCUGAACCAAAGACUGAUUACAAACCACAACCCACAAAACCAGAUUAUGCAGUGCCCGAACCCAAAUCUGAUGAUUACAAACCACACCCUACAAAACCAUAUUAUGCAGCUCCCGAACAAAAAGGAAAAGAUGAACUGCAACUGCUUCCCACAAUCAUUGGUGUCCAAGGAGUUGUUUUAUGUAAAUCAGGCUCAAAUUAUUUCCCAAUUCAAGGAGCUGUGGCACGAGUUACAUGUGGCUAUGAGGAUGAGCGUGGGUACGAGACAGGUCCUAUAUCAGUAUUGAGUCAUGUAACAGAUAGUAAAGGUUAUUUCUUUAGCACAUUGUCACUUGCGGAGCUUGGAUCUAACUUGAAGCUCACUGAAUGCAAGGCAUACCUAGAGAGUUCUCCUUUGGAGACAUGUAAAAUUCCCACCGAUGUGAACUAUGGGAUCAGUGGUGCUCGCCUUUCUUCUUAUCGCCUUCUUCACAAUAACCUGAAAUUGUACACUGUGGGACCUUUCUUCUGCACCUCGCAAUCUGCACCAGCCCCUAACGGUUAUUAAACCACCUUCUACAUGACAUCCAUUCAAAUGGCUUCAAAUUGGAAAUCAUUUUUUUUAUUCAAUGUGUUUUUCGUUUUGUGAUGCAUGUUUUGCUAUGUGUUGAUUUCAUAUGUAAUUCGUUGGUAGGAGGAAAUGGAAUUCAUAAAUCGCCUCCUUUCCCUUAAGAGAUUUGUGUCAAGUUUUAAUGCGUU
This is a messenger RNA of Cajanus cajan (pigeon pea), 1151 nucleotides long. Lineage: Eukaryota; Viridiplantae; Streptophyta; Magnoliopsida; Fabales; Fabaceae. The record is from RefSeq and is a predicted model, not a curated record.